Molecule: messenger RNA, 510 nt
Organism: Yarrowia lipolytica CLIB122
Lineage: Eukaryota; Fungi; Ascomycota; Dipodascomycetes; Dipodascales
Biological process (GO): protein transport to vacuole involved in ubiquitin-dependent protein catabolic process via the multivesicular body sorting pathway
Cellular component (GO): ESCRT II complex
Molecular function (GO): structural molecule activity; protein homodimerization activity
Source: RefSeq, a predicted model, not a curated record
AUGAACAGUGAAAUAUACAACUUCCCGCCAUUUUUCACAAGACAGCCCAACGAAACCACGUGGCAGGCGCAGCUAUCACAUUGGAAGGACGUGAUUUUGACCCACAGUCGGGAAACCAAACAGUGGAGGCUCAGCAACACAGACAGCAUUUUCGAAAACAAAAAGAUCCAGAGACGACUGAAACCGGAUGUGAUCCAGCUGGUUCUGUCAGAUCUUGUGAGCAACAAAAAGGCCGACUGGGUCGACUCCAAGACGAAAACAGAGGUGUGGAUCUGGUGGAGAAGCGCCGAGGAGUGGGCCACGCUGAUUCUCGCAUGGAUCGAUAGCACAGGCCAAAACGGAUCCAUUGUCACAUUCUACGAUAUUGCCGGAGACGAUAGUCCGGGAGUACCUGAGAUGGUGGGUAUGGAUUCCACCAUGCUCCACAAGGUUUGCCAAGUGCUGGUUCACCAGGGCAAAGCUGCCGUCAUGCGAGAUGAAGAUGGCAAUGAGGUCGGUCUCAAGGUAUAG